AUGCCAGCGUUGGGGGUGGCGCGGGAGCGGGAGGCCUACCACCGCCUGCUGCGCCUGCUGCCCCGCGGGCCCUGGGUGCCCCGCGGGCCCUUCCAGCGCCUGCUGGCCCCCUUCCCCCAGCAGCAGGAGUGCGGCCUCCAGAUCCUGGAGCAGAUGGAGCAAUACGGCGUGGUGCCGGAUGCGGAGACGCGGUUCCUGCUCCUGGGGGUCUUUGGGCCUCGCAGCCGCCCCGUGCGCAAAUGCCAGCGGCUGCUGUACUGGCUGCCACGGAUGCGCCACGUGAACCCCCACCCCUUACCUCCCUGCCUGCCCCCCCCCGGCCUGGCCUCUGCCCGUCUGGGCCUGCACCGUAUCGCCAACGACCCCGACGCCCGCAUCACUGUCUACCAGCGGCCAGUGCCGGACAAGGGGGACGACGAGGGCUCCGUCCAGCCUUACAUCGUCGGUGCCCAGAGCCCGGAGCAGCAGGAGCUGCUGGCUCGGCAUGGCCCGGCACGGCCUGUCUUUGUGGAGGGGCCGUUCCCCCUCUGGCUGCGCAGCACCCGCCUGUGCUACUACGUGCUGCGGGGAGACCCCCUGCCCCCCCACUUGCGGGAGGACCCCCCAGACCCCGAGCGCAGCCUGUACUACCCCCUGCACCUCGACCUGGACCUGGAGCGCGGCCCCUGGGACGAUGAUGACUUUGAUGUGGAGGAGGUGGAGGAGGGCCCCGUCUUCGCACUGUGCAUGGCCGGGGCGGGAGACCGGCACACGCUGGGCAAGUGGAUCGCGGGGCUGCAGGAGGCGAACCCUGUCCUGGGGCGCACCCCCGUCGUCUUCCGCCUGGGGGAAGGGGACCCCCUGGCUGCUGCUCCCAGGGGUCCCCCUGCACCCCACCUGGGGCCCGUGCCUCCCCCACCCGCGGUGCUGGAGCCCCCCGACCCGCCGCGGGGGCACGGGCACAGCACCAGGGACGCCGGCGGCGGCCCCGGGGGCGGUGGGGGACCGGGCGCUCCCCCCGCAGCGCCGGGGGAAUAA
Messenger RNA from Gavia stellata (red-throated loon), 1017 nucleotides. It is a transcript of the gene ECSIT, whose product is annotated as ECSIT signaling integrator. The transcript is spliced from 6 exons. The record is from RefSeq and is a predicted model, not a curated record. The coding region runs from base 1 to 1017 and encodes 338 amino acids. Gene Ontology annotation, cellular component: mitochondrion. NCBI's taxonomy places the organism in Eukaryota, Metazoa, Chordata, Aves, Gaviiformes, Gaviidae.